Diorhabda carinulata is the source of this 757-nucleotide messenger RNA. RefSeq lists its product as uncharacterized. The record is from RefSeq and is a predicted model, not a curated record. Lineage: Eukaryota; Metazoa; Arthropoda; Insecta; Coleoptera; Chrysomelidae. The transcript is spliced from 4 exons. The coding region runs from base 255 to 665 and encodes 136 amino acids.
AGAAAUUAUUUGUUUUGGAUAAAUAAACUUAAGUUUUUUGAUAAUUAUGAACACGUACGAAAUACAACUUCAUUUUAGCCGAUCCGGCAACAUCGCUAGUAUCUUUAUCAAAUUAUGACCGUUGCUGUUUAAGAUCUUUUAUUUUUAUAACCUAGUUUAUAAUAAUUAUUAUAUUAAUUUAAAUACAGACAUAGUUGUACUUUUGAUUGUAUUCAAUAGUUUUUAUUGUUAAUAUUAUUAAUCUAUGUCAAACGAUGUCGGAAUUACCUAAUAAGACACAAACUGAUAUUUACGAUGAAGAAUUUUUUAAUAAUUUACAAAUCGCGAAGCCAUUAGUUCAAUUAAUGGGCUUGAAAAGAGAUAAAGAAAUUUGCAAAAAGUGGAUUCAAAAAUUAUGUAACCUAAAAUCUGAUGAUCCGAUUGUUAAAAAAAACCGAAAUGCGUUUUUCAAAUACAUGCUAAGGAUUAUCCAUAAGGCGGCACAAAAAGAGGCUGAAAAUCCCGCUUUUGAUCCGACUAGUGAGCAAAAAAUUGAAAAUGAAUUUACAAGCAAAUGGUCUAGUGAUAAUAGAACGUACAUUGCUGCCAAACCUUUACCAGGAGAAGGAGCUAUGAUUUAUAUGGCAGUUGCUUCUGAUCCUAAACUUGGUUGGGAUCAUCCCUAAUAGGCAUUUCACGAUAUUUAUGUUUCAAAUACAUUUUUUUCGUAAAAUUUGAAUAAUUUAUAAGCAUGUACCAAUAAAAUUGAUUAACAUAA